UUCCUUUGGAUUAAAUACCUUGAUUCAGGGUGAACAACCCCCCGGUCAGAGUUCUUUUACUUUACUUUACAUUUACUUUACACAAUAUGGGUCUUCUAGAUAUCGUUCCAGCUGGUGUCAUUACCGGUGACAAUGUUCGCAAGGUCUUUGAUUAUGCACAAGAGCACGGUUUUGCUAUCCCCGCUAUCAAUUGUACUUCCACCAGUACCGUCAACGCCGCGUUAGAGGCUGCUCGUGAUAUCAAAUCUCCCAUCAUUAUUCAGUUCUCAAAUGGUGGAUCCGCCUACUAUGCUGGAAAGGGCUUGAGCAAUGAUGGUCAAAAGGCUUCUAUCCUUGGUGCUGUUGCUGGCGCCCACUACGUCCGUCAAGUUGCUGCAGCUUAUGGAAUCCCAGUCUUGAUCCAUUCUGAUCAUUGUGCCAAGAAGCUUAUCCCAUGGUUCGAUGGUAUGAUUGCCGCAGAUGAGGAAUACUUCAAGGCUCAUGGUGAACCACUUUUCUCAUCUCACAUGUUGGAUUUGUCUGAGGAGCCCAAGGAAGAGAACAUCGAAAUCUGCUUAAAGUACUUGAAGCGCAUGGCCCCCAUGAAGUGCUUAUUGGAAAUGGAGAUCGGUAUCACUGGAGGCGAAGAAGAUGGUGUUAACAAUGAAAAUGUAGACAACGCUUCUCUGUACACUCAGCCAGAAGAUAUCUGGGACAUCUACAAGGCAUUCUCCGAAGUCACUGAUUUGUUCUCUAUUGCUGCUGCAUUCGGCAAUGUCCAUGGCGUCUACUCACCUGGUAAUGUCAAGCUUCAUCCUGAAUUGCUUGGAAAGCACCAAAAGUAUGUCCAACAGCAACUCAGCACUAAGGACGAUAAGCCCGUCUACUUCGUCUUCCACGGAGGUUCUGGUUCUACUCACCAAGAAAUUGCCACUGCCGUGUCAUUCGGUGUUGUCAAGAUGAAUGUUGAUACUGACACUCAAUGGGCUUAUCUUGUUGGAUUCCGAAACUACAUGGAAGCCAAGAAGGACUAUUUGAAGGCACAAGUUGGCAACCCCGAAGGUGCCAACAAGCCUAACAAGAAGUACUAUGAUCCUCGUGUCUUCGUUCGUGAGGGUGAAAAGACCAUGAUCACUCGUGUACAAGAAGCAUGCAAGGAUCUCGGAAACGUCAACAGACUUUAAUCGGAUUUUUCCCACUGCUUCGACCAUAAUAGGUUGAUCAAUAGCAUUAGUCAAUUUCAAACAAUAUUGCAUCCACCGUAUCAAAUGAAUAAAUCGAUAUUCCUGUACAUUCAGUAUCUCAUAUUGGUUCCUUUUUUUGUCUACUAAUUCUUUUGAAAUGUAUUUG
Umbelopsis ramanniana AG is the source of this 1329-nucleotide messenger RNA. RefSeq lists its product as uncharacterized. The record is from RefSeq and is a predicted model, not a curated record. Gene Ontology annotation, biological process: gluconeogenesis; glycolytic process. Gene Ontology annotation, molecular function: fructose-bisphosphate aldolase activity; zinc ion binding. Gene Ontology annotation, cellular component: cytosol. The transcript has 3 exons. Bases 87 to 1163 code for a protein of 358 amino acids. Lineage: Eukaryota; Fungi; Mucoromycota; Umbelopsidomycetes; Umbelopsidales; Umbelopsidaceae.